Molecule: messenger RNA, 1049 nt
Organism: Poecilia latipinna (sailfin molly)
Lineage: Eukaryota; Metazoa; Chordata; Actinopteri; Cyprinodontiformes; Poeciliidae
Exons: 6
Coding region: 48-674 (208 amino acids)
Biological process (GO): immune response
Cellular component (GO): extracellular region
Molecular function (GO): chemokine activity
Source: RefSeq, a predicted model, not a curated record
ACACACAAAGUGAGCAUAGCAUUGUAGGUCAAUUUCCUGUCACAUGCAUGCUGCUCAGGUCGCCAUCAACAGCAGCAGCAGGAUGUUACAAACCAUCAGCAGACAGAAACAUGAUUCGGAGGGUUUGGGUCAGUUUGGCUCUGGUGAACCUGCUGUGGAUCCUCUUCUUUUCAACACCAGAUUCUUUUUUGGUGUUUGUCCAGAAAAGAAGCAGCAGCUCUGAGAAGGAGGAGUUUUGUAUUAAACCUCAAUUCGAUUGUAACUGGACAACAACAGAAAGGGAAGUCAUCACCACCAGCACGAUUCUGCAAGCAGGUGGGAAGAGUGAAGAAUUUAACUCCAUGGACAAGUAUCUCACAAGUGCUGCACCUCAAAUGAAAACCAACAUCAACCCAGAAGUAAAACCAAAGGUCAUCAUCAACCCACCUGAGCAGCGGGAUGUGAACCUGAACCGAAGACGUUUUAACAGUCCAAAUGUUGCUCUUCACUGCUGCUUUAUGUUUUCUACAAGAAUGGUGGCUAAAGAACAGAUUCGUUCAUACCACAUCACCGGUCCUCACUGCUCAAAGUCUGCAGUCUUGUUUGUCAUGAUGUCAGGGAGUUACAUCUGUGUGAAUCCAAAGCUCUUGUGGGUCCAGAAGAUCAUGAAGGGUCUAGACAAAAAACGAUUUUAAAGGCACCAAGAGCCCAAUUUUGCUUUUUUUUUGUUUUGGUUUUUUGUUUGUUUGUUUUUUGCUUAUUAGUGGACAUGAUGAUUAUUUGAUUCUCUGAGGAUUUUGUCUGUGCAUGAUGUCAACAAACAACUGAUAGCCUCUAACGUUUAUAGUGGUUUCUCUUUUUGGAAAGAGACAAAAUAUCAACACAAAAUCAAAAACAGAAAAAGAAGAUAAAACAGAUUACAUCAAAAUUACAGAUCAUCUUGCAUGGUAUUGAGAAUGUUAUUUGCUUAACCCUAAAGAAAAACAUGAGUUGUAACUUGGUCAAUGUAUACUGCUCAAAAAAAUAAAGGGAACAUUUCACUUUAAUUUUGUGUGUUACUCCAAAUCCAG